Paramecium primaurelia is the source of this 1339-nucleotide messenger RNA. NCBI's taxonomy places the organism in Eukaryota, Ciliophora, Oligohymenophorea, Peniculida, Parameciidae. The record is from the annotation of a GenBank genome assembly.
AUGUAAUUCAAACCAGCACCCUCUAAUCUCAAUUAAAUAAGAGCAUAAAAGGUAAAAUUUGAUGAUAAAGAACUAACAUUUUUAAAGAAAGAGAAAAAAUUAGAAUAACGAAUAACUGAAUUGAUGUAGGAAUUACAAUAGAUUCCAAAAUUAUAAGAAUAAAUAAAAAAUUUGAAUGAAUAAAUUGAAAAAUAGGAGAGCACUAUCUAAAGAUUCAGAUUAGUAUAAAGCAAUGAAAGAACAUUAAAUGAAAGAAUUCAGAAUAAGGAAAUUACAAUAUAAAACUAAGAACAUGAAAUUGAAUAAUUGAAUAAAAAAAUUGAUUAACUAUAGAAAGAUGUUUGUUAUGAAAAACAAAAUAAAUAAAUAACAUAUCAAAUUAAAUAACCAGUUAAAUCUUUAACUGUAUAAUAAGAAUAAGAAAAACCUAUUAGAGUUUAAGAACUUGAAAAAUAAUUACUUUAUAAAACAUCUGCUGUUCUAAAAGUAUAAGAGAAAAAAAGAUAAAUGAAAAAACAAUACAAAAAUAGAAUUGAAUAAUUAGAAUAAGAAUUAAAAGAUUAUAAAUAUGGCUAUGAAACAUAUUAUGAAUAAAAUGAAUAACUUACUGAAUAAUUAAGAGAUACUUCAGCAUUAUGUAUAAUUUAUUAAUUAUUAUUAAGGUGGUUAAUUGACAAGUGAAAAUUAAUCAUUAAAAGAUUAAUUAGAAUUAUUUAAAUGUGUUCCAUCUGAAGAGAGAGACAAAAAUUAAGACACAAAAUACAUAAUUGAAAUCUAAAAUUUAAGAAAUCGAAAUUUACAAUAACAACAAUAGAUAUCAUAAUUAUAAUAUGAUAUUAGUGAGUUGAAAACUUAAAAUGGAAUUCUUAUUGAAAAACUUAAGACUAUAGAUUCUGUAAAAUAAAAAAAUGAUAAAUUGUAAGGAGAACUUAUGCUAUUAGAAACAGAAAAUGAAAGACUUAAGAGAAAGAAUCUAAGUGAUUUAGAUCAUAUUGAAUAAUAAAUAGUCUAAAUUAGUUUAAAGGAAUAAUAAAUAAAAGAUAAAAAUUAUGAAUUAGAAUUGAAAUAGAUAAAUUUACAUUAAAUGAUUAAAUAUACAAAUGGUAUGAAAGAAGAAAAUGAAUAAUUAAAUUCUGAAAUAGUUAUUUUAAAAUCAUAAAUUAUAGAUUUAAGAAGAUAAUUUGAAUUUGUAGAAGAAAAACAUGAAGAAGAAAUGAGAAUUUUAGAAGAAAAAUUAAAAUUAUAAUAAACUUAAACAAAUUUUAGAAUAAUUAAUUAAAUCCCAGUUUAAAUUAAUUCACCAUAUUAGAUACCUUAAAUCGAGCGUCAUUAUUUAUGA